CGUCACAAGACGAAAACGCAAUUUCACUUCAGGUUCACAUCGGUGCAAUCCAAUGAGAUUUUAGGUUAUUUGUUUCCGUGUGGGCUGGAAUUUAGGAUUUGAACCGUUGAAUGCUGCUAUCUUUAUUAUUUAUAGCUACUCUUUCCUUGCAUCUAGGAGUAAUAUGCUGAAUGAAACCAUACUUGCAGCAAAAGACCACUUGGAAAAAAUAUAGAAAAUUGGAUUGCAUUGAGUCCCGUCGUCUUGUCCUGUCGUUUUACUUGUAAUACUUCCAAGGUUUGCUGAUUGAAACUUCUUGGACAAACUCUUUAAAUACAAGGGUAUUAUCAUUCCCUGUUAAUCAAGAAAGAAAUGGGUAGUCAAAGAGGAAUCGUUAUGGUAUAUUCAAUAAUAACCUGGUCUUUAGUUGUGUUUCUUGCUUGUAGCACAGAAGGCGAUGGACAUUAUGUCGCACCCGGAUAUCACCCUCUUGGAUGCUACAGACAAGAAGAAGAAACCGGCUUUGUAUCUUCUUUGCGUCUCCCUGGUGGAGUCACAAAAGUAAAAAACAGCACAAUGGAAAUUCAAAAAUGUGCUAGGGAAGCAGAAAAGUCAGGCUAUAGAACAUUCGGUGUCAAAGAAUACGCAGAAUGCUUUGGAUUGAGCAGCGUCUUCAUCGACCAAUUUUUAAAGAAAGAAAAUGACUGUAAAGAUGGUAUGGGUAGGAAGAACAGUUAUUUUGUCUACAUCUUCAAUAGAUUUAUGAAAACAACUAAUACACCAUCAGCACCUCGGAGAACAGGAACUCGGACGAAAGUACACGACCCAAACACACUUAGCACACAAGCACCUCCAGCAACACUUCGAAACAAAACGCCUCCAAAAGCUUCGUCACAAAAAUCAACAUUCAUACGUAGAACUACUACACUGCGGCCAACAACAUCUCGGGAAGCGAAAACACGACCUACAUCUUGGGAAACGACAACGUUGAAAACUGCAUCACAAACUUCAUCAACUGUGUUACGUAGAACCACAGCAUUGUGGCCAACAACAUCUUUGAAAGAAAAAACACGACCUCCAUCUCGGAAACCAACAACGUUGAAAACAACAUCGCGAGAAUCAACAGUCAUACGUAGAACCACAACAUUUUGGCCAACGACAUCUUGGGAAGUGAAGCCAAAAACUACACCUUGGAAAACAACAACGCCGAAAACUACAUCGCGAGAAUCAACAGUUAUACGUAGAAAUACAACAUUUUGGCCAACGACACCUCGGGCAGUAAAGCCCACAACUACACCUUGGAAAACGACAAUAUGGAAAACUACAUCGCGAGAAUCAACAGUUAUACGUAAAACAACAACACUGCGACCAACAACACCAAACAAUAAAGAAAAUAACGGUAGUAUUGAAAUCCCACACUAUCAGUACAUUGGAUGUUUUAAAGAUACAUGGGCGCGUGCCAUGCCUGAAGCUCUUGGACUUGGCUGGCCGGAAGGAAAUCUUGCUUCAAUAAAGAAAUGUGCCACGAUCUCGUGGAGUAAAGGGUACCAAGUAUUUGGCGUUCAGUACAAUGGGCACGAAUGUUGGUCUGGAAUGAACGCAAGUCUUACAUACUCCAGAUAUGGUAAUUCUACUGGAUGUUCAAAUGGUAUUGGUGGACACUGGGCCAAUGACGUCUACGCCUUCGUUUCCGUAAAACCCAUUAUUACCAGUUUGCCAGAGCCCAAGAACGUUAAAUCUGGGACCAAAGUGACAUUAUUUUGCAAAGUAUCAAGCUCUCUUCCUUUAGCUAGUAUCAUGUGGUACAGAGGAACAAAUAAAAUUCCCACCAACAUUGUAACAAUGGACGUUCAUAAACAGGGUUAUUACUGGUGUAAUGCAAGUAAUAUACCACAUGGACCAGCACAAAGUGAAAGACUUUUACUUGUUGUUACAGAUUACUUCACGUCUGUUAUAAAUUUCAAGGCAAAGGAAAACAAGGCAAAGAAUAACAAGGCACAGAAUAACAAGCCACAGGACCCUUGUGAACAAAUUGCUAAAUAUCUCUCAAGCAAAGAUAAACCAAGAGAGUAUAAACAUGCUAAAARUACAUUAAAUAGGUGGGAGGAGUCUAACAAACUUAUUGCGUUGAAAUGUGUUAUCUAUGGAAAGAAGAAAAACCAAGACGAAGACUUGGACGACUAUUAUAGAGAACUCGUGGGGAAUCUCACAGAAGGAGCGAAGAAGAACAAGAUAGAAGGCUUGAAGAUAGACUGGAAAUCAAUCUUGGUGAAAGACACAGGAAUGUGUAUAAAGGAAACAACAGGCAAGCAAAAUAUCAAAGGUUCCUUUACUUGGCAAUCAACAAAAAUAGGCGUCUUAGUGACUGUCGAGUGUCCUUUGGGACCGAAUGGGUCGUCUGUUACGAGAAGUUGCAGCGGGGACUUCGAUACUGGUGCUAUGUGGACUGACCCAAAUGAUGACAUCUGCACAUACAAGUCAAAGAAAACUGAGGCAAUAAAUAACUUAUCCAAGACGAAAGUUACCCCUAACAAUGCCAAAGAAGUUGCUAAGAACUUCACGAAGGUGUUCAAAUCAGGAUCUGCUAAAGACAUGUCUGAGGCUGAUGCCGAUCUUGCUGCAGACAUGGUGGAUAACAUCUUAUCGGUAGAAGAUCAGUUGAACGAGACUGCUCAUUCAGUUGUCGAAAUUAUUGAUAAAAUGAUGGAGAUGAACGUCUCAAAUCUCAAAGCAAAUGCUUCUUCGAGAAUUAUUAAAGCGUUGGACAAAAUUGCCGAAAAAAUUCCCUUGGAAAAUGGUACACCAUCAAGGGUGUUGAAUAGUACAAACCUCGCCAUACAAGCAAAUGAAGUGAAUUUCUCCACGUUCAAAGGCCUUGGAUUUGGUAUCACUAAGAAUGGGGACGGUGGCAAAAGUGUUGUAACAAGUGAGGAGCAGACUAGCCUCUUCGUUAAAAUACCAAUGGCCGCAGUAGAGAAUUCCAACAAAAGUUCUCCCAUUCGUAUUGGCUUCAUUUAUUUUGCCAAUCAUAAGUUWUUUACUGAGAAAGAUGAAGAAGACGAAUCAGGGGUUGAAAGGACACCCAGUGAUGAGGUUUUAUCCAGCAGCGUUUUCAAUACAAAUACUUCAAAGUUGUCCGAAAAUGUAACUCUAUCCUUUCCAAGAACUGAAAAAAAAGACUUGCAAAACUCAUCAUGUGUCUACUGGGAAGAAGGAGCACGACAAUGGUCGAACGAAGGAUGUUCCCCGUGUAACAGUGAUGGCGAAAACAAAGACAGUGUAAAGUGCUGCUGCAACCACUUGACAAGCUUUGCAGUUUUAUUUUCACCACAGAAUAAACCUCUCGCCGGUCAAGAUAUGCAAAAGCAUGCAAGAAUCCUAAGUAUCAUCAGUUAUGUUGGGUGUGGUAUAUCUCUCGCGGGCGUGUUGCUAACUUUCCUUACUUACUCAUUAUUCAGACACCUGCGCAAAACAAACCAGCAGCCGAUUCUGAUGAGCUUAUGCGUUGCCAUAGCAUUUUUGCUCAUAGUGUUCGCUGUGGGCGUAGACAGAACCAGCGAUCAACGUGGAUGUCAAAUAGCUGCUGCACUUCUUCAUUAUUUUACCCUUGCAACGAUACUAUGGAUGGCAGUCGAGGCCUACAAUCUCUACCUUCAACUCGUCAAAGUUAUGGCGAUAUACCAUCGGAAGUUCAUGCUUAAGGCGUCUAUUUUUGCCUGGGGUGUGCCUGCUCUUAUCGUGACAGCCACAGUUGUUGCAGCAGUGAUUGAAUACAAUGCAAAUGAAGACAGCGAUCGAGUAUUUUACUAUGGGAAUAAAAAAGUGUGUAUUCUUCACAAUUACACGUACAGAAUGGUUUCGUGGUUCGUACCCAUUCUUGUUACAAUUGUCUUCAAUUUGGUCAUAUUCAUACUUGUCAUCUAUAAACUCAACUGCACCGGGACCAUGGUACCUGUGGACACCAAAUCAAACCAGAAGAAACGCUGUUGGACCGCCUUUGCCAUUAUGAGUCUGCUUGGCCUUACUUGGCUAUUUGGUGCGCUCGCACUCUCAGGUGCAAGACUUGCCUUCGAGUAUCUCUUCUGCAUCUUUAACUCAUUGCAAGGGUUCUUCAUAUUCUUUUUCCACUGCGUCAGAAUCAAAGAAGUGCGGAACCAAUGGAGCUUCUUUGUUAGUGGCUUAGGAUUCAGUCACAAGGAAAGUGAAACUUCGCACCAAAGAUCGCGUGGGUUUGGGGAGAGUCACCAUAGCUCAGAGGCGCCUUACAUUAAAGUAAAAAACUGGAUUCUACGGAAAGAUAGCAACAGUGAUCAGCCCAAGCGUAAAACUACCAUGUCUUCUGUUGUUGAUGACAAAAUUGUGCAUGGAAAUGUCUGUGAUGAAAACAAGAUCGACAUAGAACUACACGAAGUUAGGGAUCCGCAUGAAAAUGAUGCUUUGGAAGACAGCGAUAAUUCCAAAACACGAGACUCGAGCCGAGGCUCGAGCAAAGCAUGAACUAUCAUUUAAAUCUUGAACUCAAAGAACUGCGGAAAAAACCCGACACAUCCCCAUACACCCACUCUUUAACUAAACAACCUUAAAAAUCGAAUUGUUUAUGAAUACCACAGUGCUGAAAAUAAUGCAAACCUAUUCACAAUAAGAUUACGUUCUUGGACACUAAUGCUAUAAUCGUAAAUAGAAAUUUCUUAUUUCAAUAAAAUAUCUAAUUAGAAAAGCCACAAAGCAGAGGCCGUUGAAGAUUAUGUAAAGAUACUAAUUAAUUUGCGAUUACACCCUUUGGUACAAAUUGUAGCUUAAAGAUGCUCACAAGGGGUCGCUACAUUUAAGUUUUAUCUACCAAUGAACAUACUCCUAGCCAGUCUUAUCUUAGUAGUUAUUAAUACUUAACUUUGUAUUAAAAAUAAGUGCUGUAAAAACCAUAAGGUAAGCUCAUAGGACAGUACAAGAAGCCGCAAAUAUAGGAUAUGUAUAUAAACAUGACCGGAAUCAAGAUCUAACCUAGACAUACAUAUAUAUUGUUAAAUAAAGACUCGACAAUGAAUCCUUCGAAAAAUCCAGUAACAAGCCAUAUAGAUCAGCAUAUAUACAUAUACGCAGAAAUAGUAAGUGAGUUAAAAUUCAGCAGUAGCAUACUUCCUAACUAUCACAGUAGAUGGGUGUGCCACAGGGGCCGAUCCAGGAUUUUGUUCAUGGAGGGGUGCUGCGCACAAAGCUAGCCCAGGGAGGGGUACACCUCUUUAAAUCAAAGGGAAAAAACAUUAUUUUGUAUUGGUUAUCUUCGAAAAAGGGGUCAAAGUCUUACACGCCAGGUAGGGCUGCGCACCCCCAUGUACCCCUCCACUGGAUCCGCCCUGUGCCACCCAUUUAAGUUUCCCUCUAGCUUUGGUGCACGCUGUAAAAAUUCGCAUAUUGAUCACAAAUUAUGAGACUCCUACAUAAAUGGUAAAUAUGGAACAUGGAAAGAAAUCUUGUUAUAUUUUCUUCAAAUGAUGCCCCCCAAUUCAAAAAAACAUGUUAACAAAUGCUUUAGCUGAAAGGACUGUCACAUGAAUUAGCCUCAGGAAUAUGAAUGUCUAUAAUAAUUAUCUGUUAUGUUAAUGAUUCAGA
Actinia tenebrosa (Australian red waratah sea anemone) is the source of this 5589-nucleotide messenger RNA. Its product is annotated as adhesion G protein-coupled receptor G6. Gene Ontology annotation, molecular function: G protein-coupled receptor activity. Gene Ontology annotation, cellular component: membrane. Gene Ontology annotation, biological process: cell surface receptor signaling pathway; G protein-coupled receptor signaling pathway. The record is from RefSeq and is a predicted model, not a curated record. Lineage: Eukaryota; Metazoa; Cnidaria; Anthozoa; Actiniaria; Actiniidae.